This is a messenger RNA of Maudiozyma barnettii, 318 nucleotides long. RefSeq names its product tubulin-binding prefolding complex subunit YKE2 (gene YKE2). Gene Ontology annotation, cellular component: cytoplasm; prefoldin complex. Gene Ontology annotation, molecular function: protein-folding chaperone binding. The coding region runs from base 1 to 318 and encodes 105 amino acids. Lineage: Eukaryota; Fungi; Ascomycota; Saccharomycetes; Saccharomycetales; Saccharomycetaceae. The record is from RefSeq and is a predicted model, not a curated record. Gene Ontology annotation, biological process: protein folding; chaperone-mediated protein complex assembly. The transcript has a single exon.
AUGUCAGACUUGGCUGCACAAUAUCAAAAAGUUCAAGGUGAUCUGGAAGAUCUGAUAAUGAACAGACAAAAGUUAGAGACACAAUUACAAGAAAACAAGAUUGUCACUGAAGAAUUUGAAACUUUAAAAGACGAAACGCCGAUCUAUAAAUUGACUGGCAAUGUUCUCCUUCCUGUAGAACAGGAUGAAGCACGCACUAACGUUGAUAAAAGAUUAGAAUUCAUAAAUGGUGAAAUUGAUAGAUGCGAGAAGAACAUUAAGGACAGACAAGGUGAAUUGGACAGAUUAAGAAACGAAUUGAUGAAACAGACCAAAUAA